Triticum aestivum (bread wheat) is the source of this 811-nucleotide messenger RNA. RefSeq lists its product as uncharacterized. The coding region runs from base 276 to 581 and encodes 101 amino acids. NCBI's taxonomy places the organism in Eukaryota, Viridiplantae, Streptophyta, Magnoliopsida, Poales, Poaceae. The transcript has a single exon. The record is from RefSeq and is a predicted model, not a curated record.
CAGUACGUGGCCACUGUAGAACUGAGUCCAUUCCGCUCCACGAUAAAACAUCUUUCGAUCGCCAUCGCCGGCCAUUAUUAGUUUCAUCCAACUCCAGGCCAGUGCUCUUCGCUCUGGAAUCCUAGUUAAUGGCCGGCCGGUCAGGUCCGUGGUAACCAACCACCAGCUAGCUAGCAGCGCCACCUCGAGAGCGUCGCCAUGGCAGGGGCGGAGGGAUCGACCGUGUAGCGGGCAGCGCGCGGCGGUGGGAGGAAUUAUCUGCAGAUCGAUCGGCGAUGGUGGUGCACGUGGUGCUCCUGGCCGUGCCGGCGGUCGGCGGGUUCAUGCAGGCGUUCAAGUUCUCGGUCCUGCUCUGGCCGUUCAACAUCAUGCUGCCGCUGCUCCGCAACCUGCCGCGCCUCUGCCUCACGCUCAGGGCCGCCGCGGUGCACUACGACGCCGAGCUGCGCGCGUACCUCACCGGCCGCCGGACGGUGCCGCUGCCGGAGCCGGGGUACUCGACCCUCCGCGGCGCGCAGAGGCGCACGCGUGAGCAGCUCGCCGCGCACGCCAUGAUCGCCCUCGUCGACAUCUCCUACUGAUGUCGCGUAGCUACGAGAUUGGUUUGAUAGGUUGGUUCAUACGUAAUUUGUUUGUUUUUUUGGCCGUGCUCUUCUUGGUUUGUAUAGCCCAGUUAUAAGAAUUUCCUUUGGACUCUGCACAUAGCCAGAUAGGUCUUCCAUUUCUCUUUGCCUGCAUUUGUCGGCUGCGUUCAUGAAUUUAUUGUGAUCUGUAUUCAUUUAUGAAAUGCAAAGGAGCUUAAAUUUUGACA